Molecule: messenger RNA, 1887 nt
Organism: Eleginops maclovinus (Patagonian blennie)
Lineage: Eukaryota; Metazoa; Chordata; Actinopteri; Perciformes; Eleginopidae
Exons: 5
Coding region: 485-1150 (221 amino acids)
Source: RefSeq, a predicted model, not a curated record
AUAAAUAUCCUUAUUUUAUUUUAUUUGCACAUUCUAACUUUGACUUAAAAUGUUUAUAUAAAUAUUUGUCAAGGUUUUAUUUCAUAUUAGAAUAGAGAAACAACACUCGAUUUCUUCUGGGAUAAAUGAAGUAUUCUGAUUCUGAUGAUGACUUUGAUGAUCUGAUUCAAAGAUUAUAUUUGGAUAUAAAAAGGAACUUAAACCAAAAGUACAGAAAAUGUUUGAGAAAUAAAAAUAGUGUAACUCUUUAUUUAUACGUUAUUUUUGUCAUAAAACAUUCCCUUUUCAUCUUUGCGCAAUGGUUCGUGCUUUUAUUGUGAAAGUUUUUACCAGAACUCUUACCAUGAUCUUCCGGACUUCACACUUCAGUUGCUAGGGCGCAACCUCCAUAGCAACCGAACACCUGAGAGUUUAAAAUGUAGGUUUUUUGUGAAUUUAAUCGAAGAGUUGGAUAUUUUAAAAAUGCCGGUUGUAUUACCUUGACAUGAAAAUGCAAUCUACAAAAGUUAUCAAGUCAAAACAAGUGGAGGUGACGAGAAAAAAUCCAGAGAAGAGCAAACCUGGGAAAGUAGGCCUACGCACGGUUAACGGACCUAGAAGUGCACCAUUAGUGCCCGCUGUGCCUGCUGUGCCUGCUGUGCGUAGAAGCCGCGCGUCGACCUCCCAGCAGAGGGAAAGGGGUGAGGGGGGCACCGUGGUGAGUGGACCCGCCCGCAAACCGAGUUGUGAGAGGAGGGGCAGAUCCAGCUCCACUGCCCCCAGAACAGUCACAAAGUGGCCCAGAACUGACCCGGAACACCGGAGGAGGGCCAGCUCUGUUGACCCAAAAUGCCGGGAGCUGAAGGAGCAACAGGGGGUCAUAGCGGAGAAUAAACGUGUCAGUCACAGUAACAAAGCUUUCACGGUCAUCCCCCCAAACCCCAAUAAGAGAAGAGAGAUCCAGAGAAAGGCAGAGGCGGAGCUCGCUGCUUUGGAGGAGCUGAGGCUGAGCAGAGCGAUGGCGUUUGUCUCCAUCCACCCCAGCACUGUGGGUGGCUGUAUGAGUCUGGAGGAAGUACGCUUGAAGCAGCAGCAGGAAAUGAUGCAAGCCAAGAGGAAGCAGAAGCCGAUGAAGCAUCUAAUGGAGCAAACACCUGUCCUGAAAUCCUAGGCUUUAGGUGUUGGAUACAAAAAUGUAACAGUAAAAUAUAAAUUUUUUAGAUGCAUUAUACUACAUGUUUUGUAUACAGUUGUUUAGUAUGUCAUGUACUGUGUAUUUUGUACAUUAAAGGUAUAUUUAAUACAAAUCAUGCAGUUUGGAUAGUUUUAAAACAAGCAUAAAUCCACACUUUUAUUGCCUAAAUUUACCCCAUGAGUAUCUUAUGCAUUUUUUUUACAAAAUAGCCACACACACUUGUUUUUUCAAUUAAUUUCAAAUCAUCAAAAUGCGUUUUGAAAUGAGCAAAUACAUUUCAUAAAUCUUAUAAAGCCUCAUUUGAUUUGAGAAAUGAUUUGUUUAAUGAAAAAGCAUAUGCAUUGUUCUGAAAUCUACACAACUGAGGACUUAAAUAAACAUUUUAAGUCCUAUUGUUAUUGCUAUUUAUCUACCGUGUGUUAUCUUUUGAUUAACCAGCAGAGUGUGUGUGCUUCCUGUUUCAGAGGCCGUGAGGGUGCACAGGGUUUACACAUUAUAAUAUAGCAUUAAUGUGUAAAAACAUGACUUGUGUUUUUUUAGGAAUGUAUUGCUCCCUGUUUAAAUAAGCUAUUCUAAAGAGAUUAUCCAUACUAUAAUCACAGUAGGCUUCAACAUGUCGUAGCAGUUAGCUAAGGUCCUUAAAUCUCUUUGUUUUUAUUGGGAUGAUGUUACAUUUGCAAGGUUUGCAUAACACACGCUCAUGCACAGAUUAA